AUGAGAAAGAGAAAGGGAGACUUCGAAGGCGCAAAGUGCAUAUGCUCGCCUCCGAUCCAUGAGGAUAAGUCCGACCAAGAUGCUAUUUGGGCUGGGGUCAAGAACAGAACGUUCACCAUUGUUUCUUCAGACCAUGCCCCUAGCAAAUUCAAUCAUCCAAAUGGAAAGCAACGAGGGCUCAAAGACGGAAACCUUCCAUAUGGAAAAUUCCAUCUCAUCCCAAACGGGCUGCCUGGUGUGGAGACCCGUAUUCCGCUUCUCUUCUCUGGCGGCGUCCUUUCCGGACGCAUCUCCCCACAGAAGUUCAUUGAGGUCACAUCCACAAACCCAGCCAAACUAUACGGAUUGAAGAAAAAGGGCAGCAUUGCCCCUGGCUUCGACGCUGAUCUGGUCAUCUGGCACCCACAAGCAAAGUUCCAGCCAUUCAAGCUCACGAACAAGAUGCUGCACCAUGCUGUCGACUAUACACCUUUUGAGGGUAUCGAGUUCAAGAAUUGGCCGAAGUACACAAUCAUCAUGGGUAAGGUGGUAUUCAGCCAUGGGGAGGUAGUUGGGGAAAUGAAGUACGGUCAGUACAUCCGGAGGGAGCAGAGUCUGCUUCCAGGACCAAGAGAUGUUUGGUUGAGCGAAUGGCGGCCCUAAGGUUGGUAGGAGAGGCAUCUAAACUAUUGGUUGUUGCAGUUCAAUUUUCGAAUCUCAUGCUUCCAUUGAUAUCUAUGU
Messenger RNA from Suillus bovinus, 720 nucleotides. Its product is annotated as metal-dependent hydrolase. The record is from RefSeq and is a predicted model, not a curated record. NCBI's taxonomy places the organism in Eukaryota, Fungi, Basidiomycota, Agaricomycetes, Boletales, Suillaceae. Gene Ontology annotation, molecular function: hydrolase activity, acting on carbon-nitrogen (but not peptide) bonds. The transcript has 2 exons. Bases 1 to 642 code for a protein of 213 amino acids.